Messenger RNA from Cryptomeria japonica (Japanese cedar), 927 nucleotides. RefSeq names its product sugar transport protein MST4-like. Bases 1 to 927 code for a protein of 308 amino acids. The record is from RefSeq and is a predicted model, not a curated record. Lineage: Eukaryota; Viridiplantae; Streptophyta; Pinopsida; Cupressales; Cupressaceae. Gene Ontology annotation, cellular component: membrane. Gene Ontology annotation, biological process: monosaccharide transmembrane transport. Gene Ontology annotation, molecular function: monosaccharide transmembrane transporter activity. The transcript has 3 exons.
AUGCCUGCAUUAGGGUUUGCAACCCCAGUGGGUGCUCGAGGAGAGGAGUUCGAAGCGCGAAUAACACCAUAUGUGAUCAUAGCACAUAUAAUGGUAGCAAGUGGAGGACUAAUGUUUGGCUACAAUGUUGGAAUUUCAGGAGUGACGUCCAUGAAUGAUUUCCUGGAGAAAUUUUUCCCUGUAGUGUAUAGGAAAAAGAAUGAGAUCCAAGACAAUAAUAAUCCUUAUUGUAAAUAUGACAAUCAGGGGCUUCAGUUGUUUACUUCAUCUCUCUAUCUGGCCGGUCUGAUAGCAACAUUCUUUGCCUCGUAUACAACCAGAGUAUGGGGCCGGAAGCCAACCAUGCUAAUUGCAGACAUAUCUUUUGUGAUUGGAGUAGUGUUAAACGCGGCAGCUCAAGAUCUGGACAUGCUUAUCAUUGGUAGAAUUAUUCUUGGAUGUGCAGUUGGAUUUUCUAAUCAGGCGGUUCCUCUUUUCCUCUUAGAGAUUGCACCCACCAGAAUCAGAGGGGGUCUUAAUAUUCUCUUCCAUUUGAAUGUUACAAUAGGCAUUCUGUUUGCUAACUUGGUGAACUAUGGAACUGAAAAAAUCAGGCCUUGGGGAUGGAGGCUUUCACUGGGUAUAGCAGGAAUUCCUGCUCUUCUUCUUACAGUGGGUUCCAUAUUUAUAGUAGAAACACCCAAUAAUUUGAUUGAAAGGGGAUUCCUGGAAGAGGGUAAGGUUGUAUUGAGAAAAAUUAGAGGAACCAACAAUGUGGAUCCAAAAUUCAAUGAAUUAGUAGAGGUUAGUAGAAUAGCUGCAUCAGUUAAACAUCCAUUCAGAAAUCUUCUGAAGCGCAGAAACAGGCCUCAGUUAAUCAUAACAUUGUGCCUGCAAUUGUUUCAGCAGUUUAAAGAACUAUCUUGGAUAUACAAGCUUCUGGAUUAA